AUGUCCCCCACGUACGAGGAUCUCUGGUUCGGUCUGACUCCCCAAGAAGCUGCCAAAGAGGCCUACGACAUCAUCGUCGUCGGCACCGGCAUGGGUGCUGGCGUUCUCGCUGGAGACCUCUUCGACACCAACUCAAAGCUGGGCAACAAAGCCAAAAACAUCCUCGUCAUCGAGAAGGGUGGCCUUAGCUUCCACUCCCACUGCUUGAACGCCUCCCGACCGGGUGGCUUCGGUGAGGAUCGUGGGCAGCAGAACGACACCUUCUUCUCUCUCUUCAAAAAGAACUACACCUUCAGCGACCCCUCCUACGCUGAGCAAUGGAAGGCUGGGGAGAUGUUCAAUCUCGGGGGCCGUGGCGCCGCCUGGGGUCUCUUUGCUCCCCGCAUCCACGACGACACCCUCGACGAGGAGUUUGGCAAACCACUCCGACAAGAACUGGUUGGACACUGGUAUCGGAAAGCGGAAGACCUCAUGGGCCUGUUCCAGCCCACCACAAACACUUACCAUGCAUCCUUAAUGGAGCGACUCAACAUGGUUAGCGAGCGCGAAUGCCAGUGGCAAUGGGGUCGUAUCGCAUCCGAGUUCAAGGACGAGAAGAACUUCGACUUCGCCAAAGGUGCCUUCAGCCCGAUCGACAAGCUGCUCGAGAUAGCUAUGAGCAAGGAUCGCAGCAAAUCCGGCCAGAGCAUCGAGCAUAGGAACUUCAAGCUUCUUCUCAACUCCGACGUGCGUAGUUUGCAGCAGGACGACAAGGACGGCAUGUGCUACUCCGGAGUCUGGGUUCGCGAUUCGAAGGGAAAGGACACCCUGAUCAAUCUCAAGCCCGGAGGCACGAUCGUGCUGGGAGGUGGUAGUGUUGGGUCCCCUGCCAUCCUUAUGCGCACCAGUACCAACCUCACCGACACCCUUCAGAAAAACGGAGGGCUCCAUCUCACUGACCACGACAUCUUUGCCGCGACGGCAACGUUUGCAUGGCAGAGUGACGACAUUCGGGAUAAAGUCGGAGCGAUGAAACUUCAGACGUGGGCCAGGUGCAAGAAAUCUAAGAGGAUCGCUCUCCUCAACGUUGCCGUCGACGCAAGUUCUUUCCUUCCUCGCUCCUUCUACCCUGAUCAGGCGCGGUACACGAACAAAGAUUACCCCAAGAUGAUCGCGGCCUUCAUCUUGCCAGAGCCACUUCUUCCCACCAACACUAUCAAGCUCGACUCUUCCCCGAGCGAUCCCAAGAAGCGUCGCGACGCUGAACCAAUUGUCGCUGCCGGGAGAAGGGCUCCCUUCAACACGACCCCCGAAGACAGGGAAGACCUCGCCGAUCUCCGCGAACUCACGGAGACAAUCUUCGACACCAUGCAGGCAGAACUCAAGCUAUGUGAUGUAUACCUCACAGACCAGGAGGGUGCCGAUGACGACAAGUUCUUCAAACCUCUUGAACUCGGCGGUGUCGCCCACGAACUAGGAACUAUCCCGAUGCGCCGUGGGGAGAAGGAUGACCCGCAUUGCCUCGACGAGAAUCUUUUGCUUCGGGACACCACGAACGUCUACGUUUGCGACCUCUCCCUCUUCCCCUUCUCUCCUGAGGUCAAUCCGACCCUGACCCUUGUCGCUCUCGCCCUUCGACUCUCCCGCCAGAUUCUUAGCCCGAAAAUCAUCGACACAAAAGGCAACGACGAGCCCGGCUCUUAUCUUACAGUAGCCCGGGCCCAAGUGCGCCGUUGGGUUGUUAAUCAAACCGGAGAUCCCAUCAAGGUCCAAAUUUCCAACAUUUCCGGAGUUGCCCUCGGUAACAAGUUCAUCGACGAGAAACCCGAGCCUGAGGCUGCCAAUGCCGAGACGAUCCUUGAGCCCGGAGAGGUGCUCGAGGUUGACAGGGACAGCAAGACCGACGAGACGGUACGGGUUUACAGGCUCAUGUUUGGUGUUGAUUGGGAGGAGUGGAAGAAGAUGACCAACAGGACACCGGAGGACCCCUUCCUUACUCGCCCCGACCACUACAUCGCCUCGCCCCAAAAGGUCUGCGCCAUCCUCUGA
This is a messenger RNA of Coprinopsis cinerea okayama7#130, 2028 nucleotides long. RefSeq lists its product as hypothetical. The transcript has a single exon. The record is from RefSeq and is a predicted model, not a curated record. Gene Ontology annotation, molecular function: oxidoreductase activity, acting on CH-OH group of donors. Lineage: Eukaryota; Fungi; Basidiomycota; Agaricomycetes; Agaricales; Psathyrellaceae. Bases 1 to 2028 code for a protein of 675 amino acids.